Molecule: messenger RNA, 4700 nt
Organism: Scylla paramamosain (green mud crab)
Lineage: Eukaryota; Metazoa; Arthropoda; Malacostraca; Decapoda; Portunidae
Exons: 2
Coding region: 440-1474 (344 amino acids)
Source: RefSeq, a predicted model, not a curated record
GGGGGUGUGGAGUCUGUCACUUAUACAGAGUGGAGGGGUGGGAUCUGUUGGUUAUACAUAGUGGAAGAGUGGGUUCUGUUGCUUAUACAGAGAGAAGAGGAGUGGGUUCUGUCACUUAUAUAGAGAGGAACAGUGGGGUCUGUCGCUUAUACAGAGAGGAGUGGGGUCUGUUGCUUAUACAAGGAGAGGAGUGGGUUCUGUCGCUUAUACAGGGAGAGGAAGAGUGGGUUCUAUUACUUAUACAGGGAGAAGAGUGGAUUCUGUCACUUAAACAGAGGAAGAGUGGGUUCUAUCACUUAUACAGAGAAAGGAGGACUGGGUUCUAUUGCUUAUACAGGGAGAGAAGUGGAUUCUGUCACUUAUACAGGGAGAAGAAAGGUGGGAUCUGUUACUUACAGGGAGAGGAGUGGGUUGUGUCACUUAUACAGGGAGAGGAGGAAUGGUUUGUGUCACUUAUACAGGGAAGAGAAGUGGAUUCUGUUGCUUAUACAGGGAGAGGAGGAGUGGGUUCUGUCACUUAUACAGGGAGGGAAGGAGUGGAUUCUGUUGCUUAUACAGGGAGAGGAGGAGUGGGUUCUGUCACUUAUGCAGGGAGAGGAGGAGUGGAUUCUGUCGCUUAUACAGGGAGAGGAGGAGUGGGUUCUGUCACUCAUACAGUGAGAGGAGUGGAUUCUGUCACUUAUACAGGGAGAGGAGGAGUGGGAUCUGUCACUCAUACAGGGAGAGGAGUGGAUUCUGUCCCUCAUACAGGGAGAAGAGGAGUGGAUUCUGUCCCUCAUACAGGGAGAAGAGGAGUGGAUUCUGUCCCUCAUACAGGGAGAAGAGGAGUGGAUUCUGUCCCUCAUACAGGGAGAAGAGGAGUGGAUUCUGUCACUCAUACAGGGAGAGGAGGAGUGGAUUCUGUCCCUCAUACAGGGAGAAGAGGAGUGGAUUCUGUCCCUCAUACAGGGAGAAGAGGAGUGGAUUCUGUCACUCAUACAGGGAGAGGAGGAGUGGAUUCUGUCACUUAUACAGGGAGAGGAGGAGUGGGUUCUGUCACUUAUACAGAGAGAGGAGGAGUGGAUUCUGUCGCUUAUACAGGGAGAGGAGGAGUGGGGUCUGUCACUCAUACAGGAAGAGGAGGAGUGGGGUCUGUUGCUCAUACAAGGAAAGGAGGAGUGGGGUCUGUCACUUAUGCAAGGAGAGGAGGCAUGGGUUCUAUCGCUUAUACAAGGAGAGGAGGCAUGGGUUCCGUCACUUAUGCAAGGAGAGGAGGUGUGGGUUCUAUCACUUAAUACAGGGAGGGGAGGAGUGUGUUCUGUCACUUAUACAAGGAGAGGAGGCAUGGGUUCUGUCACUUAUACAAGGAGAUGAGGCGUGGGUUCUGUCACUUAAUACAGGGAGAGGAGGAGUGUGUUCUGUCACUUAUACAAGGAGAGGAGGCGUGGGUUCUGUCACUUAUACAGGGAGAGGAGGUGUUCUGUCACUUAUAUAGAGAGAAGUGGGGUCUGUUGCUUAUACAGGGAGAGAAGAAGUGGAGUCUAUUGCAUAUACAGGGAGAGGAGGAGUAGAGUCUAUUGCUUAUACAGGGAGAGGAUGAGUGGGUUCUGUCGCUUAUAUAAGGAGGAGUGGGUGGAAAUCUUAAGGACACAUACACAUCCCUUAGCAUUGGGAAGUCUGUUUAUGCCAUGCCUGCUGGAAUGGGAUAUCUUGUGUCAGUCAGUUUGUUAGUAAGUGUUUCAGUCAAUGUUGCAGUGCUUGAAACAGGUAAAGACACAAGGACACUGUAACACUGCCACUGACUGAUGCUUUUACUCACUAACUAAUUUGGUGUGCUGUUCCUGUCUUUGCUUUUGAGAUGUCCCUAAACACUUGUACCAGGCUGUCCAGAUGAGAAUAAUCAGGUGUCUUGUGAGUCUGUACAGGUGAAGAAGUAACAGAGAGGCAGGUGGAGGGUGGAGAGGUGGAAUCUUGUUGGUUUUGUGGAAUCAGCUUUUCCUCAGUUCACUUGUUUAUUUUCAAAGUAUUGCUUCCCUCUUUUUUUUUCUCAUCUUUUCUCAUUUUUCCUCUUACUUUCCUCCUUACCCUUUCUUUCUUCCUGUAUAUUCCUUCUGUUUCUUUUCUAAUUUUUUCCUCUCCUUAUUUUUUUUUUCUUAUUUUCCUUCUCUCCUGUAUUUUCUCUUCCUUUUUUUUUUUCUUUUCUCUACCUUUUCCUAUCAUCCUCUUAUUUUUCCUCCUGUCUUCCUUCUUAACCUUCCCUCUUCUUUUUCCUUUCACCUUCUUUUCUUUUUGUCUUCUCUCACUUUUCUUCCUCUAAUUUUUCCUUUUACCUUACUUUUUAACUGUCCCUCUUCCUCUUUUUUCCUCUUACCUUCCUUUCUUUUUUGUUUACUAUCGUUUCUUCUCUUCCUCUUAUUUUUUCCUCCUGCCUUGCUUCAUAACCUUUUUUCCUCUAUUUUCCUCUUAGCUUUUUUAAAAAAAUUUUAUUCUACGUCUUGGCUCCCCUUAUUCUCUUCUAUUCUCGGCUUUUAUAUUAUCAGCUGGGUUUCUUCUUUAUUUUAUUUUUUUUCAUUUAUUUAUUUAUUUUUUUUAGGGGUCUCUUAUCUCAGUCUCCUUAUGAUUAUUUUGGCUUCUUUGUCUCAUAUAGAGGUCUGGUUUCAUUCUCUCACGUCCUCUGUUCUCCAAUCAUCAACCAUGUCUUUUAUUCAUUGGACAUUAUGAUAAGUAUGCUGAUUCCGUGUUCCUUUGUUCUCCCUGCAUGUGUUAAUGUAUCCCCUCAGUUUUGUCAAGUCUGUAUGCCAUGCUCGCUGAAGUGAUCGGUUUGAAUUGAUUGAUAUACUGUGUGUCGGUAUGUGUUGUGGUAAUCAAGGCAGGUGAGGACUCAAGCUCUCACUCACUAACUGGCCUAUAUAUUCCUGUCUUGUUUUGAAAUGGACUUGUAUGAAAACCCUGAAUCAUAAGGCACCAGGUUGUCCAAAUGGGAAUAAUCUGGUAUUUUAUUAGAUUGAAAUACAAUAGUUUCCUGAAUGUUUAAAGGUAAGACAGGAAUACAUAGACCAUGUAGCGAGGGAGAGCAUCAGUCACUGUCAGCGUUACCAUGUCCUCACCUGCUUCAGCUAUUGCCACACACCUAAAGACCCACACUAUAGAAAUGAUAACCCCAUGCAUUGAUAUGUGAGUUGCCAUAAUAUCCUAUACCCUUCUCCAUAAGAAAUUCCCCUAUUGAUAUGCAGUGUGGGAGUGUUCAUGACAAGUGUGGUGCAUGGGAGGAGUGAAGGUAACUAGAAAUGAUAAUGCUUCUUAACUCUCUCUUGUUUGUUGAUAAGAUAAGUAAUGAGUGGUGACGGGUGAGAGAUGGAGCGAAGACAAAUAGAAUGAUAGAUAACAGACAGAACCAAAACAAAUAGAAUGAUAGAUACAGACAACCAAAACAAAUAGAAUGAUAGAUACAAAUAGAACCAAGACAAAUAGAAUAAUGAAAACAGAACCAAGACAAAUAGAAUAAUGAUAAUAGAACCAAAACAAAUAGAAUAAUGGUAAUAGAGAGAACCAAAACAAAUAGAAUAAUGGUAAUAGAGAGAAACAAAAACAAAUAGAAUAAUGAUAAUAGACAGAACCAAAACAGAAUAAUGAUAAUAGAACCAAAACAAAUAGGAUAAUGAUAACAGAACCAAAACAAAUAGAAUAAUGAUAAUAGAGAGAACCAAAACAGAUAGGACAAUGACAAUAAACAACCAAAACAAAUAGAACAAUGAUAGAUGGAACAGAAACAAACAGAAUAAUAGAAUAUAAUAGAAUAAUAGAACAGAUAAUUGAACUAGGACAAAUAAAAUAAUGAUAAUCUAUACACAACAAUAAUAACAUACCUCAACAUCUAUCUAAACACACUACACACUUCAUUAUCCCUUCAUCAUCCAUAAUCUACACUUCAUUAUCUCAUCUCCCAAAACCUUAAGUGUACCUGCAAGAACCUAGCAGGGAAGACUGGGACUUGUAUGGUGGGUAGGAGGGAGGGUGCUGGGUGGGGAGUGGUGGCAAGGUAGGGAGUGCUAGAGACUUCAAAAUGUGGUAAUGUAAGAUUGAGUUGCAGGAAUGUGGUAGAGACUGGUGUAGUGUGGUAGGUGGCAGGGUAUUAACAAGGAAUGGUAAUGGUAGUGGUUGUUAUGAGUGUUGCUGUACUGGUAAUCACUAACAUGAGGGAGAAACUUCAUCCUGGACCCGUAUUCUGUAAUGUUUUGGACUCUGACAAUAGCAGUUUUUCAGAUGACUGCUCAGGCCACAAAAACUGCCUUGAAAAUCACAGAAACACCUAGAAAUUGAGAUAAAACACCCCCAAAAAAAAAAACAUUGAAAAUACCAUUAAUUGAUGCAAGACCCCAAAAAACUCCAUUAAAAACCCCAGUAAUUCAGGCAAAACUCCCCAACAAAAAACAUUAAAAACCCCAGUAAUUCAGGCAAGACCCAAAAAACACCAGUAAUUCAGACAAAUACCCCCAAAAAAAACACCCUUAAAAACCUCAGUAAUUGAUACAAAACCCACAAAACACCUUAAGAAACCCAGCACCACCUAAUAAUUCAGAAAAAAAGCACCAAAACAUUACAGAAUACAAGCGGUGAGUAAACAAACAAGUAUGUACAUUAGCCAAGUAGCAUGUUGUAAAGAGUGAACCCUAGUGAAUGUCUAUCCUACCCCCUGCUACUGUUAUUAUGGUCACGGCAAC